AUGACGAAGUUGUAUAAUUUCCCUUGGAUUGCUAAGAAGCGGAAAAAGAAAAUGCAAAAAUUUCAAUAUUUUAAAUAUUUUCUGGUAAUUGUAUUAUCACUUCGAACAGUACUUGCCGAGGUGAAAUGGUAUACGGCACCAGAUGGCAACAAAUAUAUGGUUGAUGAUGGAAAUACGUAUAAUUGGUACGAUUCCCUAACUGAAUGUGCCAAAAGAGGUCUGACAUUGGUGAGCAUUACCACGGAAGAGAAAAACGAGGCCUUACUAACAGGCCUAAGACAGCUGAAUAUCUAUGAAUUCUGGCUGGGUGGUGUAGCUACUAAUUUUCGUGACCGUGGUGUAGUUUUUAGUUGGAUAUCUUCGGGUGAAGAUUUCGAUUAUACCUAUUGGAGAGAUAAUGAACCAAAUGGCAGGGGUGAAGAAAAAUUCACUUUGGCUUUGGUUUGUGCCCUUUUGGGUGUUGCUGCUGCUGAUGUAUCCCACUUGAGUGGCGCCUAUGAUUACCCAAAGCAGGACUCCGGUUACAACUAUAAUGGUCCAGUCCAGCAAGGUGGUUAUCAUUAUGAGGCUCCAGCUCAACCCCAACAAACCUAUUUGCCCCCUGCCCAGCCUCAGCAAACUUACUUGCCUCCUGCCCAACCCCAACAAACCUACUUGCCUCCUGCUCAACCUCAACAAACCUACUUGCCUCCUGCUCAACCUCAACAAACCUACUUGCCUCCUGCUCAACCUCAACAAACCUAUUUGCCUCCUGCCCAACCCCAACAAACCUACUUGCCCCCUGCCCAGCCCCAACAAACUUAUUUGCCUCCGGCUGAGCCACAACAAACCUACUUGCCCCCUGCUCAACCUCAACAAACCUACUUGCCCCCUGCUCAACCCCAACAAACCUACUUGCCCCCUAGUGAAGGUCUUGGCCAAGAUGGUUAUCAUUAUCGCACUGUCAAACGUUACCGUUUCAAAUCUCAUUAA
Musca vetustissima is the source of this 972-nucleotide messenger RNA. RefSeq lists its product as uncharacterized. Lineage: Eukaryota; Metazoa; Arthropoda; Insecta; Diptera; Muscidae. The coding region runs from base 1 to 972 and encodes 323 amino acids. The transcript is spliced from 5 exons. The record is from RefSeq and is a predicted model, not a curated record.